Drepanopeziza brunnea f. sp. 'multigermtubi' MB_m1 is the source of this 987-nucleotide messenger RNA. The record is from RefSeq and is a predicted model, not a curated record. Lineage: Eukaryota; Fungi; Ascomycota; Leotiomycetes; Helotiales; Drepanopezizaceae.
AUGGGGAACAAGACGUCCACUCCGGAGCACCUGCAGCGCCCCGACAAGAGGAAGGCUGUGACCUUCACACUUGAAGACCACACGGACGAUAUUCCCAAUGACGGAAAGGUUCGGCGAGAGGUUGGGGCUCUCCAUCUAGCCAUCACAGACCACUGCCGGGACUUCUAUCACGAUCGGGAGAUCGUGCUUGGGCCGAAAGACAUCGAGAUACUGCUCGACAGGGAGAAAGACAAGUUCCCGACGUUGUCGACAACGGAAUUCUCUCACCUCCUCUCCGAUGCAAGGAGUAGGAGGUCGGCUGUGACUUGCUUCAUAUCCCACAUGGUGAUUAAAAAUAUCGGUUUCUCCGGGCGCAAAUCAAGCACACUGUUGUCUCCCAGCGCCGUAGGAUGUAUCGACGACUUUGGCUUUAGUGAUCCGGAAGUAAAGAUGAGUGAAGAAGACGUUGCUUUCACUCAAUGGCGAGUCGUCACAGCGCAAUUGCUACCCAAGAUACAGAAGCGCCCAACAGUAUAUCAGACGGCCCGCAUCGACCGGCUUUUCAAGAGAAUUGACGAGACCGUACUGAUAUUCUAUGACUCGGUCAAGGACAAUACCGAGAGGCUGCGGAGUCUGCGUAGCGUCGUCGAAAAGGCAGCGAUCGUGGGUGAGAUGAUAUUUGCAUCUGCCUCCCGGUGGAAGUUCGACUGGCAUAUUUCCCGUCGUGACCUAAGAUCUAGAGACAGGCGAAGUAAAGAUCCAAAGACUCCGGAAAAGACUCACCAAGCAUUUGAUAAAGGCGGCAAGACAAUCGUCAUUGUGCGAUUCACAGCCCUGUUACAGAUCGACGCGAAGGAUCCAAAUGAUAAAUAUGGAAAGAUGAGAGCCCGACGCGGUGAGUAUGACUGUAGUUCUGCAAUUUCUGAUGUCCUCCGAGAAGUCAGACAAGGUGCAGAUUCUCGGGAUCAGCCGCCAAUAUCGAAUUUACCGGAAGGGGAGGCUACCUGA